Messenger RNA from Daldinia loculata, 1150 nucleotides. RefSeq names its product iron/manganese superoxide dismutase domain-containing protein. The coding region runs from base 111 to 812 and encodes 233 amino acids. Gene Ontology annotation, biological process: superoxide metabolic process. Gene Ontology annotation, molecular function: superoxide dismutase activity; metal ion binding. The transcript is spliced from 2 exons. Gene Ontology annotation, cellular component: mitochondrion. NCBI's taxonomy places the organism in Eukaryota, Fungi, Ascomycota, Sordariomycetes, Xylariales, Hypoxylaceae. The record is from RefSeq and is a predicted model, not a curated record.
CCCUACCAAAUUUACCUGUCUUCACUCCUAAUUAGCUAUAAGUGCAAAAAGCUUUUACAGGUUAGAAACCACACACAAUAUUUAGAAUUUACAGAAUAGAGCAAUUCAAGAUGGCGACGACACUAUUCCGAACAGCUCCCACUGUGCGAGCAGCUUUGCGCGCAAGCUCCAUGAAACCCGGCGUCGCCGCGCUGGCCAGCACCUCUUUCGUCCGAGGCAAAGCAACCUUACCCGACCUCUCUUACGACUAUGGCGCACUUGAACCCUACAUCUCCGGCAAGAUUAUGGAGCUCCACCACAAGGGCCACCACCAGACCUAUGUCAACGGCCUAAAUAGCGCACUAGAGACCAUUGAAGAAGCUAAGGCCAAGGGCGACGAGAUCCAAGCAGCCGCUGCUGCUCCCCUGCUCAACUUUCACGGUGGCGGACACAAGAACCACACUCUGUUCUGGGAGAACCUAGCUCCGAACAAUAAGGGAGGCGGUGGUGAGCCCCAAGGUUCUUUAAAGUCCGCCAUCGACAAGGACUUCGGCUCCUUUGAAACCCUCCAGAAGCAGAUUAACACAGCCCUAGCAGGUAUCCAAGGAAGCGGUUGGGCUUGGCUGGUCAAGGACAAGUCUGCUGGUACCCUACAGGUUAUCACCAAAGCAAACCAGGACCCGGUCAUUGGAAACCAUGUCCCGCUACUAGGUAUUGACGCUUGGGAACACGCUUACUACCUACAAUACCAGAACCGCAAGGCCGAGUACUUCAAUGCCAUCUGGAAUGUCGUCAACUGGGGUACCGUGGCUAAGAGGUUGGAGAAGGCGUAGAGCGUGGCAGCUUUACUGUAGGUAAUGAAACGACACGGCAAACUUAAGCCCUUGUUACGUGUGAAUUUAAUAUGAACGAAUCUGCUGGGUACACGAGUUUAUGAGCGAGUCUAAGCAGGUAUUGAGCUAGUAUAUUUAUCAAUAAGUACAAUUGUCUCAAUUAGAACGGCUAAGCAUGAUGUUCAGUAGUUUCUCUCAUCGUUAUUAAAGCUGAAAAGCUAUUGCCUGCCAUCAAACGGUCGAAACACACUUUUCCAGACACAGGUUAUCUUUUGAAUGCAAUCAUGAGGUUAAAGCAAAGAGCAGAAAAUUACAUUAGUGAUACAGCGGUCUCCAGG